GACCAUGAGCGUGCCUUUUUUUGACUCGGCUGUUUGGGCAUUAGGCAAGCAAAAAGGGACAAAACCCAAAAGGGCCUUUGGAAGCUCUCCGGCCAAAACUGCAGCCAACCAAGAGCAAGACGAAUGGCUUUAUCUUCAGAUGGCGAGGCUGACAACACCGAACCUCUAGAUGAACAAAAAGCUUGCGCAUCAGCUGUUGCAAAGGUUGUCUCUUUACAUUAUCCAUACUUGGGCAUCAUCAAAUCUGUAUCACCAUAAGAAACUUGUUGUUUGAAACGUCUAUUGGACGAUUUGCAAAUGGUUUGCUUUAAGUGACCCAUCAAACUUCUUGUUAAUGAUUUUGAUUCUUUACACAAAUCAACUAGUUAACCCAUACCUUGCUUAGACAUGAGGCCCAAGAUUACAGUAAUAGAUCAAGUAGAGAGACUAAAGAGGCCGUGUGAGCUUACCAGAAGUGGAGUCUCUCAAGUCUCAACCUUUUUGCGGGGUUAAUGGUGGAAGAAAAACCAUGUUGCUCGUCUUUACUUUGUAAUACUAGAUCAAAGAUUGGCAUAAAAGUCUCCCUUUUCAUGGCUCUUCUUUGUCCUUCGUCUUUGCCUCGCAACUGGAUACACGAUGUCUUUCCAAGCUUCCACGGGGCAGACGUUCGCACAACGUUUCUUAGUCACGUUCUCAAGGAGUUCAGAAGAAGAGGAAUCGACACGUUCAUCGAUAAUAACAUCAAGAGGAGCAAAUCUAUCGGUCCCAAACUUACAGAAGCUAUCAGAGGGUCGAGAGUUGCGAUCGUCUUGCUCUCCAGGAACUACGCUUCUUCCACAUGGUGCCUGAACGAGUUGGUGGAGAUUACUGAGUGCAGAACAGAGUUCGGUCAAACAGUGAUGCCCGUUUUCUAUGAUGUUGAUCCAUCUGAUGUGAAGAAGCAGGCCGGAGAGUUCGGGAAAGUCUCUGAAAAUACUUGUAACGGUAAAACAGAGGAGGACACUAGGAGAUGGAGAGAAGCUUUGGCGGAAGUGGCCACAAUAGCUGGAGAGCAUUCUCGCAACUGGCGAAGUGAAUCUGAGAUGAUCGAAAAAAUUGCGGCUGAUGUCUCAAAUGUGGUGAAUGAUUCUGUUCCAUCGAACUAUUUUGAAUCUUUAGUUGGGAUUGGAGCUCACAUGGAAAAGAUGCGGUCCUUGUUAAGCCUAGAAUGUGAUGAAGUUAGAAUGGUAGGGAUCUGGGGUCCUGCGGGAAUUGGCAAGACGACCAUCGCCAGGGCUUUAUAUGAAAAGCUUUGUAGUAACUUCACGCAUACUGCUUUUAUGGAGAGUAUAAAAGGAGGUUAUACUACACAUUACCUCGACAAUUAUGCUUACAAGUUACAGUUACAGGAACAACUUCUGUCUAAGACACUCAGUCAUAAGGAGUUGAAGAUAGGUCACUUGGGUGUUGCACAAGAAAGGUUGAAAAACAAGAAAGUACUUGUCGUUCUUGAUGAUGUGGAUCGGUUAGUCCAGCUAAAAGCCAUGGCAGACAAACCUGAAUGGUUUGGCAUGGGAAGUCGAAUUAUCAUUACAACACAAGAUCUAAAACUCUUAAAGGCACAUGGGAUCGACCAUAUUUACAAGGUGGAUUAUCCAAUUGAUGAAGAGGCGCUUCAAAUCUUUUGCACAUAUGCUUUUAGUCAGACCUCCCCUAAAGAUGGUUUUGAGGAGCUUGCGCUGGAAGUUACAAAUCUCUCUGGGAAACUCCCGUUGGGGUUAAGUGUAAUGGGCUCCUACUUCCGGGGAAUGUCCAAGCAUGAGUGGAUCAAUGCAUUACCAAGGUUAAAGAGUAGGCUUCAUGACGAUAUCAAGAGUAUUUUAAGGUUUAGUUAUGACGCCUUAUGUGAUGAAGAUAAAGAUUUAUUUCUUUACAUAGCUUGCUUUUUCAAUCUUAAAAGCAUUCAGACACUAGAAGAUUUUCUUGGGAAGACGUUCAUGGACUUGAGUCAUGGGCUUCACAUCUUAGCUGAAAGAUCUCUAAUAUCUCGUGAGUAUGGAUUUAUAAAGAUGCAUAAUCUGCUAGUACAACUAGGUAGAGAUAUUGUUCAUGAGCCUGGAAAACGUCAAUUUUUGUUUGAUGCUAGAGAGAUCUGUGAAGUGCUCACUAAUGAAACAGGUAGUGAAAGUCUUGUGGGCAUGGAUCUUGACUUAGCUGAGAUCAACAAAGAAUUAAAUAUAAGCAAAAUAACCUUCAAAAGAAUGUGUAAUCUCCAGUUUUUAAGAUUCUACAGCAGAUUUGAUGAUAAAAGUAACUGCAAAUUACACUCUCCAAAAAAUCUGAAAUAUCUAUCUCUGAAACUUAGAUUACUACACUGGGAUUACUUUCCGGCCACAUGUUUGCCAUCUAGGUUUAGUACAGAGUUCCUCGUAGAACUAAACAUGCGUAACAGCAAGCUUACUAAGCUGUGGGAAGGAGUUCAACCUCUUCAAAAUCUCAAGUGGAUGGAUCUGAAUCAUUCCUUAGACUUAAAGGAGCUUCCUGAUCUCUCAACAGCCACUAAUCUUUUGAGUUUGGAUCUCAGUUAUUGCACAAAUUUAGUGAAACUACACUCCUCAGUUGGGAAUGCAACUAAUCUCUUGAUAUUGAAUAUUGAGUAUUGCAAUAAUCUGGUGGAGAUUCCCUCCUCUGUUGAGAAUAUUCCUAAUCUCAAGAUUUUUUUGGCUGGGUGCUCAAGCUUGGUGAAUCUCCCUUCUUGUAUAUGGAACAUCAGUAGUCUUAGGACUUUUAAUCUCGACAAUUUCUCUAGUUUGGUCCAGAGCCCUUUAAUGUGGAAUGCCAAGAAUUUCCAGGGGUUAGAUCUCAGUGGAUGCUCAAGUCUGAAGAAACUCCCUCCGGUUGUAAAGGACAGUAAGUUCUCACAGUCGACAAAAUUCUCGUCCUUUAUUGCGAGCAUCAAAAACCUUCAUGAAUUGAUUCUUAGUAAUUGCUCAAGUCUGAUGGAGCUUCCUGCUUCUAUUGGUAAAGCCACUAGUCUAAAGACAUUGGAUCUUAGUGGAUGCUCAAGUCUGAAGACGCUCCCCUUCUCUAUUCAACAUCUUCGUGGCCAUCAUGGUUUGAGUUUGAGAGGAUGGUCAAAGCAUGCGGCUCUUACAACCAAAUCCAAGUUCCCACCUCCUCAUGAAUUUGAUUUCCGUAGAAGGGCAAAAGACACAAGGGUAGCGAAGCCAAUGGCUUUAAUCUCACGCUAUAACAUUGAAGGUGAUGUGCUAUUAGAUACCGAGACUGGCAACAAAGAACCUCUCGAUGACCAAUCAUGCGCAUCAGCUGUUGACCAUACCAACAUAACGGAUGGUGGUGAUACACCUCUUCAGGUUUAUUAUUCAAAGAAGAAGCAGAGGAAAAGGAUUAUGGAGGCAAAUAUGGAUUCAAAUAAUGAUGAGGUGGAGGCGGGCAAGAAGAGAAGAGUGAUCGUUGGGAAAAGACUCUAGCUCACAAAGAGACUUUGCCAUUUAUUCAUUUUAAAUAAGUUUGUUCUUUGCUUGAGGAGCUUAGAUUUUAUAUUCUCAUAUUUGUAAGUGAGACGAGAGAGUCUUGAGGCGAUUGCCGUUAAGGUAGUCGUAUGAGAGUGAUCAGUGAACUUGUUAACCGAUAGUUCUUGAGUACUGAUCUGAGUUUGUAAAUCGAUUCUAAACUUGUAUUCAGGAACUUGUUGAGGUUGUUGGAUUAUAAUAAUAUACAGAGAUUCAUCUUAACAGGUGGAGGCAUCGAUGCUGACGCAAAAGACAACAUCAAAUCGUGAAGAAACAUUCACAGAUCUCUCGAGGAGCAAGAGACAAACAAUAACGGUGUUUCCUUCUUGACUUGACUUGACCUUUCUAAAGUAAGUUUAGGGAUGUUACCAGUUACCACCAUUAAUAUUGAAGCUGAGAGAGUAUACUUGCUUUCCUUGAAGUUCUCAGCGUCCUCUUCUUUCUACCGUUUCUAUCACUUCUUUUCUUCACAGUGCUUUGUGGUCAGACUCAAAGUUGCUUUGUUUUAGUCUUGUAUGACACUUUGUUCCCACCAUUAAAGUAGAAAUAGACCUAGCUGUAAUCUAAUGACAUCCUUAUCAUAAGAUCUUGACAGUGCAGAAGUUGGUUGCACCUGGAAGUUUACUUCUUGAUCUAAGUGACUUUUUGUAACACAAGAGAUGUACAUAAGGAUGUUCCAGGAGAACAUCAUACGCAUAGGCCGGAGGUAUAUUAGGUGGUUUACCUCGUUGAUUUUAAACUCAGUGAGGCAAUCUUAUUGGAAAGAGGUAUGUAUGCUUGCGAGCUGGAUUUUGCAUCCUUCUUUUGACUGAUAUUUCACAAGAGUCUCAAAGUUGUGAUUGGUGAUUAAUGUGGUUUUGAUAAACUGACGGCAAAAUUAAAAAGCUUCUAGGGAUUUGUAUUGGGACAUGUCCUUUACUAGGUACUAUACCUUUAGAUAAUGCAUCCGUGGAUACAGUCAUUGCGACACUUGUUCUAUGUUCUGUCUCUGACGUCACUCAAAGGAUUUUAUGGUGAUUUCAGAAAUCAAGUGAGUUGCUGACACACCAGGAGGAAGUUUCAUUUCCUUAGAACAUGUUACGGCGGAAGAUGAGAUCUCUCUUCAGGCGUUUGAGGUAGCUGAUUGAGGUGUAUUCAUGUUUCAUUCAAGGACCAUAAGCGUGCCUUUUUUGACUUGGCUGAAUGGGGGCAUUAGGCAAGCAAAAAGGGACUAAACCCAAAAGGGCCUUUGGAAGCUCUCCGGCCAAAACUGCAGCAACCAAGAGCAAGACGAAUGGAUUUAUCUUCAGACGCUGAGGCUGACAACAGCGAACCUCUAGGUGAUCAACAAGCUUGCGCAUCAGCUGUUGACAAUACCAACUUGAAGGAUGAUGGGGGCAGCGAUGCUGACGCGAAAGACGACAUCAAAUCGUGAUCAAACAUAUAAAGAUCUCUUGAGGAGCAAAACAAACAACAUCACAAUGCCAAGUUACAGAAGAUAAGGUGACCAGGUUUGCUUUAAGAAACUUGUUGUUUGAAACGACUAUUGGACGAUCUGCAAAUGGUUUGUUUUAAGUGACCCGUCAAACUUCUUGUUAAUGAUUGAUUCUUUACACAAAUCAAGUAGAUAACUCAUCUGAACAACCUUACCUAGACAAGAGGCCCAAGAUUACAGUAAUAGAUCAAGUAGAGAGACUAAAGAGCCCGUGUGAGCUUACCCAGAAGUGGAGUCUCUCAAGUCUCAACCUUUUUGCGGGG
Molecule: messenger RNA, 5228 nt
Organism: Raphanus sativus (radish)
Lineage: Eukaryota; Viridiplantae; Streptophyta; Magnoliopsida; Brassicales; Brassicaceae
Product: disease resistance protein TAO1
Exons: 13
Coding region: 492-3449 (985 amino acids)
Biological process (GO): signal transduction; defense response
Molecular function (GO): ADP binding; ATP hydrolysis activity
Source: RefSeq, a predicted model, not a curated record